Messenger RNA from Wallemia mellicola CBS 633.66, 1429 nucleotides. RefSeq names its product WD40 repeat-like protein. Gene Ontology annotation, cellular component: precatalytic spliceosome; catalytic step 2 spliceosome; Prp19 complex. The record is from RefSeq and is a predicted model, not a curated record. NCBI's taxonomy places the organism in Eukaryota, Fungi, Basidiomycota, Wallemiomycetes, Wallemiales, Wallemiaceae. The coding region runs from base 425 to 1381 and encodes 318 amino acids. The transcript is spliced from 3 exons. Gene Ontology annotation, molecular function: protein binding. Gene Ontology annotation, biological process: mRNA splicing, via spliceosome.
CGCAACGACGCUGCCGACGCUUGAGGAAGUCAUAGACAAGAAUCUAAAGCGAGGACGUGAAUUAUUCUAUAAAGAUUUGGAGUUCAGCCUUGAGAGUGGUGUAGAUGAAUCAGCCAACAAAGCUAAGCUACAAUCGAAACUAGCAGAUGAAUACAAAGGUGCACAGAACCUUCCACCUUCUCUCGCCGCACAGGAAGGUCCAAGAGGAAAGAAGAGUCGCAAAGCAGAUGCAGAGGAUAUAUCCGCACAAACCCAGAAAGCUAUCGAAGGAUCAACAUCGAGAAAACCAGACGAACAGUCACUUAUUCUGCACAAAUCAUUCCCUAAGAAUGUCAAUGAAUCAGCCAGUACCAGCACCAACGGCAGUAGCUCUAUAGUAAAUAGCUACAAUAACUUUGAAGGCACAAAACUUAGCCAGCAACUGAUGAAAAUCAAGAACCAGACGCAAGCCAAACCAGAUUACCACCCACAAUGGAAGCUCAUGCGUGUUAUAUCUGGGCAUCUUGGUUGGGUACGCUGUGUUGCUGUGGAACCUGAUAACAAGUGGUUUGCGACAGGUGCAGGCGACCGGACGAUAAAGAUAUGGGAUCUCGCUUCUGGAGAGCUCAAAUUAUCACUUACUGGUCAUAUAUCUACCGUACGUGGUUUGGCAGUAUCUAAUAGACACCCCUACCUCUUCUCCUGUGGUGAAGACAAGAUGGUUAAAUGUUGGGAUUUGGAAAGCAACAAAGUUAUACGUCACUACCAUGGUCAUUUGUCAGGUGUUUACGCUAUGGCAGUACAUCCAACUCUUGAUUUACUCGUUACAAGUGGACGUGAUUCUGUCGCGCGUGUAUGGGAUAUGCGUACGAGAGCACCUGUUCAUGUUUUAACAGGACACAAAGGCACAGUCGGUGCUGUGGCUACCCAAGAUGCUGAUCCACAAAUUAUAACAGGAUCGAUGGACUCCACUGUGAAGCUAUGGGAUCUUGCAGCAGGUAAAGCAAUGACUACGCUCACCCAUCACAAGAAAUCUGUAAGGAGUCUAGCAGUACAUCCAACUGAAUACUCUUUCGCAAGCGGUAGUGCUGGUGGAAAUAAUAUAAAAAAAUGGAAAUGUCCAGAAGGUCAAUUCGUACAUAAUUUCAGUGGACAUGACGCAGUUAUAAAUAGUUUAUCCCUCAAUGCAGAUGGCGUACUCUUUUCAGGUGCUGAUAAUGGUAGCAUGUCGUUCUGGGAUUACAAAACCGGUUUACCAUUUCAAUCAAUGUCUGACAUCCCUCAACCAGGUUCUCUUGACGCUGAAGCAGGUAUUUUCUGCUCAACCUUCGAUCAAACAGGUUCACGUCUUAUUACAGGUUGCGCAGAUAAGACUAUCAAGAUGUACAAAGAAGUGUCGUAAUUUUUGCUUUUUAUGUAUUAUAUUACUACAAAAUAAAUUAUGUGCUAA